AUGAGACUCAUUCCGUUCGUCUUGGCGUUGGGAUGCGCAGUGUUGGCGGUGGAUGCACAGAGAGUGGUGGAUCCAGGUGCAGCUGGCCAAGGGGGCGGUACCAAUGCGGGUACUGGCAACAAUAACAACAAUGGCAACAAUGCGCAGGGAGGUCAAGCGCAGCCGACCCAAGCGCCACAAGGUGGAACAGGUACAGGCACCAACAACACCUCAUCGCUCUCUUCCAUUCCUCAAAACGCAGCAGCUGGUGGAAUAACCAUCACGAAUCCUGUGCAAACGGCAGACGCUUCUUAUUACAAGAUAGCCUCGGGUAUCAGUGUGACGUUCGGAUGGAACUUUACGAGCAUCGUUGCGGGACACUCGCCCAGCUCCUUGACCAUCCAAGCAGUCAACACUGCUCAAAAGAAUACCAUUCCGAUCGCCACAAUAGCGGGUGCUGCUACGCAGGUGGUUUGGAGCCCUUGGGACUAUCAACAAUCUGCUGGGGCUAGGAAUUUGCCACAGUUGGCUCAGGCUACUUAUAGGUUGCAGAUUUUUGACGAGAAGGGCCCGGACGCUGCCACCAAUCAGGCAGGUGUGUUCAAUGCUAACCAGGCGGUGCAAUUCGCCCUGUACAUUCCGGCGGCGUACACGCCUCUUUCUGGUAAGCACGCCGAUUCAGUCUGACGCUGAUGAAUAGGAGGGAGAGAACAAGGAAGGGAAAGCGAGGGGGAGAGGGUCCAUUGAGCAGGGCACUUCGCUCAGACGGGAAAAGCUGCGCUUGGUGCUGGAUGCAGAGCUCAGAAGAUGCAGCCGUCAUCGUGCUGUUCACGAGAACAAUAGAGGUGUUGUGAUACCCAUGAUCGCGAAACGAUUUGCUGAUGCGCGCACUUUUUUUUUCUUGAUUGCCUUCGACGCUCAGCUGGCUGGACUUGCGCAGGUUGCAAGAACGCAGGAGAGCUCCUCAAAUCGUACACGCCUUUGCUGUUUGGCAGCGCAGCUGCUACUGCUAUUUGUCUUGCCAGCGGAGCCGGUUUGUUGAGAAGAGGGGCCCAAAUUGCCCUCGAAUGA
Ceraceosorus bombacis is the source of this 1050-nucleotide messenger RNA. The record is from the annotation of a GenBank genome assembly. NCBI's taxonomy places the organism in Eukaryota, Fungi, Basidiomycota, Exobasidiomycetes, Ceraceosorales, Ceraceosoraceae.